Molecule: messenger RNA, 6421 nt
Organism: Porites evermanni
Lineage: Eukaryota; Metazoa; Cnidaria; Anthozoa; Scleractinia; Poritidae
Source: the annotation of a GenBank genome assembly
AUGCCAGAGAAGAUGAACGAGAUAGCAAUGUCAAAACUAUCAGAGGGUGAUAUUUCCCAGAAUAACGCCUGGAAAGGAAGUAAGUCUUCAGCAGAGAUGUGGCAGGAGUUUGUUGAUAACACAACACUGCAUGGUAUCCGCUACGUGUUCAUGAAACGUCACAUUCUCGUGCGCUUAAUCUGGCUUGUGUUACUGCUGACCUCUGGAGGAUAUUACAUUUUCACAGUUUACAGAGCUUUCAAUAAAUUCUUCGAUCGUCCAAUUAACACCGUAAUAAGCAGAAAAAUUGUUAAAGAAAUGGACUUCCCUGCGGUAACAAUCUGCUCUCUUAACCUUUUUGAAAAGAGUAAAGUUUUGAUGACUGAUGACAACCCACUUUUUGCAUCCAGCGGAUUAAACAUCAGCUCAUGCGCUGUGACAGCAAGUGUGCGAGGCAAUCGUCCCUGUGGAUUGUCUCUAAUUUGCUGCUGUGUUUUUACCGAGGACAUAAACGACGCAUUAGUUAUCCCCAACUGUACCCAGGAGUAUAGACAAGAUCUUUUAAAUGUUAUUCAGAGCAGUUCUCAUCGUCCGGACCUUGAGGUCUUGUAUAUGCACUAUAGCCAAAACUUAAGUUCUCUCGCCGGACCACGCUGUAACUUUGGUUGGCAAAGCACACCUUGCACAUUGAACGACUUUGUUCCCAUGGUAACGGACUGGGGAAUGUGCUACACCUUCAAUUCAGGACUUGAAGGCAAACCAAUUAGAAAAGUGGACGCUGGCGGAGUUUCAUCGGGGUUGGCUUUUAUUCUCGACGCAAAUGUACACGAAUAUACUCAAGGAAAGUUCUCAGAGGGAUUUAAGGUGUUGAUUCAUGGGCAGGGCGAGUACAUUGAUCAAUGGGAAGGAAUCAACGUAGGACCAGGACAGCAUGCUGUGAUAGCUCUCUCGGAGAAAAGGGUAAAAUACCGAGUAGUCCAUUGUGAUGAUAUAUUUUUAUUGAGCGUGUGUUUUAAGAGUCAGAUAAACUGUAAAUGGCCAACACAUCCCGGACCCUUACCCAUGGGUUAUUAAUUCUUGGGAAUGUCUACUUUCGUGUUCGGGCAUUUUUUGUUUUUACUGUAAACAGUGUCACCGUUUUUUAUUUUUUUUCAAUGAUCUUAUGCCGUUUUAACGUGAAUUAGUAAACUGCAGACCAAAAAAAUGCUGGUGACUGCCCGUAUUAGUCCUGAGGAAAAAAUAGAAUGAACGACCCGAAGCUUAUCCUGGUUUCAGUAGCAUGAGUGACAGGAGGGGGUGGGAGGGGACGCUAAUUCAUCACAGGGUCACCAACAACAACAUGACCCCAGUACAGUGGAACCUCGAUAUAACGAAGGGCCAAGGGACGGGCAAAAUAUGUUUGCUAUAAGGAGGUUUCGUUUUAUCAAAGAUUUUCGUUAUACCGACGGCUUUGUUAUAUAGAGUUUUGUUAUAUCGAGGUUCCUCUGUACCCAUUGAAACACUUGAGCUGAAUAGAGAAGGCAAGAAGAAACGUUUGGCUUGAUCAGGCAAGCAACGUGAUGGGGUCCGAUGUUAAACCUUGAUCAAUUCAUUAAGAAAUUAAAUGCUAUGAACUUCCAAUCGUUUAUUUUAAUAGUUAGCCCUGCUCAACGGUAUUUUUCUUGAGAAACGAUCCAUGUCUUCGCUAUUCCGAUAAAAAAAAAACACGACUAGGCGGACGCAAGAAGAAACAGAUCUCCUCCAAAUCCAUUUUAUAAAUCUUAUUAACACAACAUAUUUUUUCAGUUUAAGAACUUGGAGAAGCCAUAUCAUACUAACUGCAGCACGAGAACAUUAAAAACGUUCAAAACGUAUACAUCUGAAGGAUGCAUGUAUGAGUGUGGAGCUGAAAGCACGAUCAAAACGUGCGGGUGUAGACCUGCCGGAUACAGAGGUAUAAUGAUAUUAUUAUUUCCCCCUGGAUUCCAAAUAAUUUGCAAAUCAAUAUCAGGUCCUUCGUAGCUUAUGGCUUUGCUUUCGCACUUUCUACGAAAAACCUCUUUUUUAAUCAAAGUUCCAUAGCCCUAGCGGUAAACUGACCCCCAAAUCUUACCCAUUAUGUACUGGAUCUAAGCAAAUUCCACGCAUCUCGUGUGGCCCUUUUUAAAAAAACCAGGUGAUCGUCUUUACCUAGCUAAUAAGAUUUUGGACUUGUGAGUUUGGCCAACCAAUCAAAUUGCAUGAAAACUGUCCCCAUUUAGCCCGAAAAGAGGACUGUUUAGGGACUUUUCAACCAACUUUGGUUUUUACUUUUGUUUUCUUUUCUUUUGUUUCAUUUUGUUUGUUUGUUUGUUUGUUUCGAAAGCAAAACUGUGGACAGGUCCUCAUUCAUUGUUAUACCUUUCGAAAUAAAUCAAAGCUGUACUAUCACAUGCAUGCACAUGAUAUUUAUUUGGCCCUAUGAUUAAUUCUACAUAUUUCUACACUCUUUACUUGAAAAAGCUGCUGUUUAUGUUGUGUAUUGUCCUUAUUAUAAGGUGCUCCCCAAGCUCAUACUUGUGGAUCAAGAACAGAACUAAAUUGUGUUUACCAGGUAGAUGGUGAGUAGACAUUGACUAGGAGAACAUAUGAAGGAGGUAAAUGUUUUAAGAUAUUGUUUGACUGAAACGGUUCUUUUAGAAGCACAAAAAAGUACAUAAUUAUGUAAGCUAUUGAAAGUCAUGUUAUUGAAGAUUAUUUACAAGCAAUAACAGCGCUUGCCCAAACUACAUUUACACUUGCAAAAGCCAGAUCCAGAAAAUGAUUAAAAAAGCGAUACGAGAGUUCAUGCUUGAGUUCCGACCUCGAAACAGAGUGUUCCGGAGCUCACGUGUUUUACUUCUUCCAAAACGUGCAAGUUAAUAUCGCUUGUUAGAUAUAAAAAAUCGUCAAUAAGCCAGUAUUUGCCAGCCUUUCGACUCUCCCAUAGCUGAGCGAACAUAUUCUAGACAAAAGGUAGUGGCAGUGAGAAUUGUACCGUCACAGUAAAUAAAUAAAAUAAAUAAAGUCUCUUCAUUGUUCAAAAGAUAGAAUUACAUAUCUUAUGUUAAAUUUAAAUUUAACAACAGUAGAAUUGACCAACCUUUAUCUUUGACUAUGUAGCUGUGUUAGACGAAGAGUUCUGCGGAUGCCAAAUCUUUUAAAUGUUAUUCAGAGCAGUUCUCAUCGUCCGGACCUUGAGGUCUUGUAUAUGCACUAUAGCCAAAACUUAAGUUCUCUCGCCGGACCACGCUGUAACUUUGGUUGGCAAAGCACACCUUGCACAUUGAACGACUUUGUUCCCAUGGUAACGGACUGGGGAAUGUGCUACACCUUCAAUUCAGGACUUGAUGGCAAACCAAUUAGAAAAGUGGACGCUGGCGGAGUUUCAUCGGGGUUGGCUUUUAUUCUCGACGCAAAUGUACACGAAUAUACUCAAGGAAAGUUCUCAGAGGGAUUCAAGGUGUUGAUUCAUGGGCAGGGCGAGUAUAUUGAUCAAUGGGAAGGAAUCAACGUAGGACCAGGACAGCAUGUUGUGAUAGCUCUCUCGGAGAAAAGGGUAAAAUACUGAGUAAUCCAUUGUGAUGAUAUAUUUUCAUUGAGCGUGUGUUUUAAGAGUCAGAUAAACUGUAAAUGGCCACAACAUCCCGGACUCUUACCCAUGGGUUAUUAAUUCUUGGGAAUGUCUACUUUCGUGUUCGGGCAUUUUUUGUUUUUACUGUAAACAGUGUCACCGUUUUUUAUUUUUUUUCAAUGAUCUUAUGCCGUUUUAACGUGAAUUAGUAAACUGCAGACCAAAAAAAUGCUGGUGACUGCCCGUAUUAGUCCUGAGGAAAAAAUAGAAUGAACGACCCGAAGCUUAUCCUGGUUUCAGUAGCAUGAGUGACAGGAGGGGGUGGGAGGGGACGCUAAUUCAUCACAGGGUCACCAACAACAACAUGACCCCAGUACAGUGGAACCUCGAUAUAACGAAGGGCCAAGGGACGGGCAAAAUAUGUUUGCUAUAAGGAGGUUUCGUUUUAUCAAAGAUUUUCGUUAUACCGACGGCUUUGUUAUAUAGAGUUUUGUUAUAUCGAGGUUCCUCUGUACCCAUUGAAACACUUGAGCUGAAUAGAGAAGGCAAGAAGAAACGUUUGGCUUGAUCAGGCAAGCAACGUGAUGGGGUCCGAUGUUAAACCUUGAUCAAUUCAUUAAGAAAUUAAAUGCUAUGAACUUCCAAUCGUUUAUUUUAAUAGUUAGCCCUGCUCAACGGUAUUUUUCUUGAGAAACGAUCCAUGUCUUCGCUAUUCCGAUAAAAAAAAAACACGACUAGGCGGACGCAAGAAGAAACAGAUCUCCUCCAAAUCCAUUUUAUAAAUCUUAUUAACACAACAUAUUUUUUCAGUUUAAGAACUUGGAGAAGCCAUAUCAUACUAACUGCAGCACGAGAACAUUAAAAACGUUCAAAACGUAUACAUCUGAAGGAUGCAUGUAUGAGUGUGGAGCUGAAAGCACGAUCAAAACGUGCGGGUGUAGACCUGCCGGAUACAGAGGUAUAAUGAUAUUAUUAUUUCCCCCUGGAUUCCAAAUAAUUUGCAAAUCAAUAUCAGGUCCUUCGUAGCUUAUGGCUUUGCUUUCGCACUUUCUACGAAAAACCUCUUUUUUAAUCAAAGUUCCAUAGCCCUAGCGGUAAACUGACCCCCAAAUCUUACCCAUUAUGUACUGGAUCUAAGCAAAUUCCACGCAUCUCGUGUGGCCCUUUUUAAAAAAACCAGGUGAUCGUCUUUACCUAGCUAAUAAGAUUUUGGACUUGUGAGUUUGGCCAACCAAUCAAAUUGCAUGAAAACUGUCCCCAUUUAGCCCGAAAAGAGGACUGUUUAGGGACUUUUCAACCAACUUUGGUUUUUACUUUUGUUUUCUUUUCUUUUGUUUCAUUUUGUUUGUUUGUUUGUUUGUUUCGAAAGCAAAACUGUGGACAGGUCCUCAUUCAUUGUUAUACCUUUCGAAAUAAAUCAAAGCUGUACUAUCACAUGCAUGCACAUGAUAUUUAUUUGGCCCUAUGAUUAAUUCUACAUAUUUCUACACUCUUUACUUGAAAAAGCUGCUGUUUAUGUUGUGUAUUGUCCUUAUUAUAAGGUGCUCCCCAAGCUCAUACUUGUGGAUCAAGAACAGAACUAAAUUGUGUUUACCAGGUAGAUGGUGAGUAGACAUUGACUAGGAGAACAUAUGAAGGAGGUAAAUGUUUUAAGAUAUUGUUUGACUGAAACGGUUCUUUUAGAAGCACAAAAAAGUACAUAAUUAUGUAAGCUAUUGAAAGUCAUGUUAUUGAAGAUUAUUUACAAGCAAUAACAGCGCUUGCCCAAACUACAUUUACACUUGCAAAAGCCAGAUCCAGAAAAUGAUUAAAAAAGCGAUACGAGAGUUCAUGCUUGAGUUCCGACCUCGAAACAGAGUGUUCCGGAGCUCACGUGUUUUACUUCUUCCAAAACGUGCAAGUUAAUAUCGCUUGUUAGAUAUAAAAAAUCGUCAAUAAGCCAGUAUUUGCCAGCCUUUCGACUCUCCCAUAGCUGAGCGAACAUAUUCUAGACAAAAGGUAGUGGCAGUGAGAAUUGUACCGUCACAGUAAAUAAAUAAAAUAAAUAAAGUCUCUUCAUUGUUCAAAAGAUAGAAUUACAUAUCUUAUGUUAAAUUUAAAUUUAACAACAGUAGAAUUGACCAACCUUUAUCUUUGACUAUGUAGCUGUGUUAGACGAAGAGUUCUGCGGAUGCCAAGUUCCUUGCUCCCAGACUAAGUAUACUACAGAGGUGUCGUAUUCGAAGUUUCCAGAUCCUGGCACUGCAGAAUCCUUUAUAACGACUGGUUACUAUCCUAACAUACAGUACCAAAGGUAAUGAACAAAGAUGACAAAUGUUAUCCAUCUGAAAUGUGCGCGCAAGCAGUAUAGGACCAGUUAGAGACAUUUUUAAUUUGCGGAGAAUUAUAUAAACGCAGCUUGCGUCAUAGCCUUUAGUUUUUACCUCAUGAAUUAGACAAUGUUUUUUUCUUUUUUUCAGGGAUAAUCUCGUGCUUCUGCAAGUGGGAUUCAAGUCAUUGAGUUACGAGAUGCAGGAACAGCAACCAGCUUAUGACAGCAAUUCAUUGUUUGGUAAAACCAUCUUCAUUUUAAUCUUUUUUCGAAGCCCAGCAUAAGGAAAAAGCUAACCACUCUUCAUAUUUAUCCUAGCAAUCAAGCUUAACCUAAUGUUAUCUCAUCCUCCACUCAUCUCCAUUUCCAGUUGCACUACCUGUCAAAUAAUAUCCGCAAUAUUUAUCAAAAUUACUAUUUCUUUUUCAGGUGAGAUUGGAGGCAACAUGGGAUUAUUCCUUGGUUGUAGCCUGCUGACUAUUUGUGAAUUCUUCGACUUUUUUAUCGGUUUGUUGGCAACACGAAGACGCCAAUUAUUUAAUUCAACUCAUCCUGCCUAA